Messenger RNA from Cooperia oncophora, 1539 nucleotides. NCBI's taxonomy places the organism in Eukaryota, Metazoa, Nematoda, Chromadorea, Rhabditida, Trichostrongylidae. The record is from the annotation of a GenBank genome assembly.
AUGAGUGCGGAUGAUUUUCGCGAUUAUAUGCUAGCAUUUUUGUUCCUGCGAUAUCUAUCGGAUAAUUACGAAGCGGCAGCUCAAAAAGAGCUAGGGGUAGACUACCCCAAACAAAAAGAGGGGAAACGUCAACCACCACUGACUCUGUGGUAUGAACAAAAUAAGCAGGACAUUCCUGCGUUUGAGAAGUUAAUGCGCCGUAAAGUGCAUUACGUAAUCGAACCUCAGUACCUUUGGACAAGUAUUGCAGAGAUGGCACGGACUCAACAUGUGAAAUUGCUUAAUACAUUACAGGCAGGCUUUAAGUACAUUGAGGAGGAAUCUUUCGCCAGUGUCUUCAGGGGGUUGUUCUCAGAAAUCAAUCUUGCCUCAGAAAAACUUGGCAAAACAUAUGGUGAGAGAAAUGAUCGCCUUUGUAAGAUAAUCAAAGAAAUUGCUGAUGGGUUGAAGCAGUUCUCUACCGACAGUGACACAUUGGGGGAUGCUUACGAAUAUUUAAUCGGUCAGUUUGCAGCUGGUUCAGGUAAAAAAGCCGGUGAGUUCUACACACCUCAACAUAUUUCAGAUAUCUUAUCUGCCAUUGUUACGCUGGAUAGCCAAGAACCUGCCACUGGGCAACGUUCACACAUAGAUAGCGUGUUUGAUUUUGCCUGUGGAUCAGGUUCAUUGCUCCUGAAUAUUCGCAAGCGCAUGGGACAGCACGGUAUUGGAAAAAUAUACGGUCAAGAAAAAAAUAUCACCACCUACAACCUUGCACGUAUGAAUAUGCUUCUGCAUGGAGUGAAAGAUUCGGAAUUUGAUAUUUUCCACGGAGAUACCCUUCUCAACGAUUGGGAUAUAUUACGCGAGACCAAUCCAUCCAGAAUGCCCAAAUUCGAUGCGGUUGUUGCCAAUCCGCCAUUCAGCUAUCGCUGGGAACCAUCAGAAACAUUAGCUGAUGAUGUGCGCUUCAAAAAUUACGGUCUGGCACCUAAAUCUGCUGCUGACUUCGCCUUCCUUUUACAUGGAUUCCAUUUUUUAAAAGAAGAUGGUGUAAUGGCAAUCAUCCUGCCUCAUGGUGUACUUUUCCGGAGCGGUACUGAAGCACGUAUACGCACGAAAUUGCUGAAGGAUGGGCAUAUUGAUACGAUAAUUGGUCUGCCUGCAAAUCUGUUCUUCUCUACUGGUAUUCCGGUAUGUAUUCUGGUGCUGAAAAAAUGUAAAAAACCUGACGAUGUAUUAUUCAUCAAUGCAGCAGAACACUUUGAUAAGGGUAAACGGCAGAAUCAGAUUUCUUCUGAUCAUAUAAAAAAAAUUAUUGAUACUUACAAGUUCCGCAAAGAGGAACCACGCUACGCACGUCGUGUCAGCAUGGAAGAGAUUGAGAAAAAUGAUUUUAAUUUAAACAUCUCACGCUAUGUAAGUACAGCUGAAGCUGAAGAAGAAAUCAAUCUUACUUCAGUACAUGCAGAGUUGGUUUCUCUGGAUAAUCAGAUAAAAUCAGCAACUCAAAAACAGCACGAAUUUCUAAAAGAGUUAGGUUUACCUCUUUUGCCAUAA